Molecule: messenger RNA, 566 nt
Organism: Arachis duranensis
Lineage: Eukaryota; Viridiplantae; Streptophyta; Magnoliopsida; Fabales; Fabaceae
Product: actin-depolymerizing factor 7-like
Exons: 3
Coding region: 146-559 (137 amino acids)
Biological process (GO): actin filament depolymerization
Cellular component (GO): actin cytoskeleton; cytoplasm
Molecular function (GO): actin filament binding
Source: RefSeq, a predicted model, not a curated record
GUGACUCCAAAAAACAAGGAUCUUAAUUCCUUAAUUUCUCUGCAUAGCUUUUCCUUCCAUUUUCCCAUUCUCUGUUGCUUGCUCCCCCCCACCCUUUUCCUUCUUUCCACAUUUCGCAGGGCGCUUCUUCAUUAUUCUUGGCAAAAUGGCAAAUGCGGCGUCCGGAAUGGCUGUGCACGAUGAGUGCAAAUUGAAGUUCCAGGAACUAAAAGCAAAGAGGAUCUAUCGAUACAUUGUAUUCAGAAUUGAUCAGCAACAAGUUGUGGUCGAUAAAUUAGGAGGACCUCAUGACACCUACGACGAUUUCCAGGCCAGUUUGCCAAACGACGAGUGUCGUUAUGCUGUCUACGAUUUCGAUUUCACUACCGACGAGAAAUGCCAGAAGAGCAAGAUCUUCUUUGUUGCAUGGUCCCCUGACAGUUCAAGGGUGAGGAUGAAGAUGGUGUAUGCAAGUUCCAAGGACAGAUUCAAGAGGGAGUUGGAUGGCAUUCAAGUCGAACUUCAAGCAACUGAUCCAAGCGAGAUGAGCUUGGACAUUGUCAAAGCCCGAGCCAUCUGAUCUUAGA